AUGGCCGAAAAUGAUAAUAAUCCAGUCUUCCGAGACUUGGAUGAGCCAUCCUCAGUUUUACGCUCGGCAAGACCUGGAGAGUUGCUCAAGCGAUGCAACAUUACAGUCUUACCUGUGGAGAUUUUCGAUAUGAUCGUCGACUAUCUCGGAGUUCAAGAUAUCAAGAACGUUCGCAUGUGCUGUUCAACUCUGGCUCAUUUAGCGUUUCAUGCUGUCUUUUCGCGCUCGAAGCUGGUGAUUCCGCUGUGUGACCAGGGAUCCAGAGACUUGUUGAUGAUGACAAGGAGAGGCGUAGGACGGCACGUUCGAGGACUCGUGUUCAUCGAAUGCAACCACGCACAGCCUCAUCAAAGGCUGGCUUUCGAGAAACCAGAAAGCUCACGAACAUGUCUAGCCCUGCGAAAACUGACAAAGGUGACGCAUCUUGAGUGGUCGUCGGGGGGUUAUUUCAAUCCAGACCAUCACCAGUUUAGCCGCACAAUACGCGGAGAAAACAUCCUCUCGAUCUACUUCAACUUCACGGGGUGCAUUCGCCAUCUGGAUAUUGACGCGUGGAACCUGGACUGCCGCGGCUUCUCCCGGACGAUAUGCGCGUGUGACAAUCUGAUUCAUUUGACGAUAAGACAGUGGGCCGGUGGCGGUACUCAAGAUGUUGCUAACGAAGACCUCUCGGAUUACAUCUGGAAUCAGUCCAUGACCCAAAUGCGUUUUGUUUCCGGCCAUUUCGAGCACAUGAGGUCUCUCAAGAUCGAACGAAAUGAACUGUGUCUCAAGCAGCUCCUCCCGUUGCUUCAGGGCCUUCAACAGACACUGGUACGAAUUCAGCUGAUCUGCUCCAGCCUCAAGGUGGACGAGGAGGAUUUACGCAAACUCUUCGACAUGAGCGGCAAUAACGAACAGCUGGAGGAUAUCUUUUUGUGGCGACGGCCCCCCAUCCAGGGUGCUGGUGCCAUAGUGCUUUCCAGAGAACAAUUUCUGAUGAGGUACUUCAACAGACUGACGACUCUUGUUCAAGGAUUCGGAAUGGGCGAAGACGCACAGUACAAUUUUUUGGACAUCCGUAAAGACAAAGAAAUAACGUGGGCGCUAUGGACAGGCUAG
This is a messenger RNA of Verruconis gallopava, 1101 nucleotides long. RefSeq lists its product as uncharacterized. Lineage: Eukaryota; Fungi; Ascomycota; Dothideomycetes; Venturiales; Sympoventuriaceae. Bases 1 to 1101 code for a protein of 366 amino acids. The record is from RefSeq and is a predicted model, not a curated record. Gene Ontology annotation, molecular function: protein binding. The transcript has a single exon.